ACAUGGGAGUCUUAUAAUUGAUCCUUUAGUCAAAUUAUUUGACAUUAGGGUAAUGCGCCCUCUUGCACCCAUUUCUUUCUAUUCUGGUCCCUCUUUUAUCAGAAUGCAUCCCAAACUUUCAACUACUGUUUUCGUCGUGUCUCGAUCUGGUCAAUUUCAUGUUUGUGACGUAGGAAAUACAUCUGACAUUCAUUUUUAUCAGGCAAAUACCGCUAGUUAUAUAAAUGCCAUUGACCUUUCAACAUCCGGUGAAAUGCUUGCGUUUGGUGAUGGUGCUAGUAUUAUACAUCUUUGGGGUGAUAGAAAAAGUUCAAAAAUUAAUGCUUACUCCAAUAAUAUCGAGUUACCCGCUGUUGCUCCUCCAACUCCAAAUAUAUUUGUUGGUGAAAAUGAUCCCUUAUCAUUAAUUGGGAUGCCUUAUUACCGAGAACCAUUGCUUUCUGUGUGGCCAUCUAAUAUGAUGUUUGAAGUUGGAAACCCGCCUCCAAAAAUUGAUCCUGAUAUCAUAAAUAAUAUGAAAAUGAUUGAUUUUGUUGGAUAUGCUCCAAAUCCAGGUAAUAAAAAACGAAAUCAAGUUGUUAGAUGGUCAAGAAAAAAGCAUAAAGCCGGAACUCCCAAAUUUCAUUCUGAAAAGGAAAGAGAAUUACAAUCUGGGAAAGAGUCCAAGGAGCCGGUUAAUUUAUUUGAUGAUGAAGCUGAGUUAGGUGCGAUUGGCACUAGAAUGCCAAAAUAUUAUAAACGGGUGGAAAUUAAAUAUAGUAGAUUUGGCAUUGAUGACUUUGAUUUUGAGUUUUACAAUAAAACUCGUUAUGCAGGAUUAGAGACACAUAUAACAAAUUCAUAUUGCAAUUCAUUAUUGCAAGUUUUAUUUUUCACCCCAGCUCUUUGUUUAAUAACUAAAUCUCAUAUUGGCUCCUCUUGUUCAAAAGAAAAUUGUCUUUGUUGUGAACUUGGGUUUUUGUUUCGUAUGUUGGAAGAUGCUGUAGGAAGAAAUUGUCAAGCUUCUAAUUUUUUGAAAGCUUUCAGUACAAUCCCACAAGCGGUAGCUCUCGAUCUAUUUGAACCGGAUAAGCCCGACGAAAAGUUUUCUUAUUCAGUGCUUAUUCAGAAUUUUAACCGCUUCAUCCUUGAACAACUUCAUCAGGAAUGUAAUUCUGAUAAUAAUCCUCGAUUAUUAAAAUCUUUGCCUUUGGAUAAAACUUCUCUUUCGAUGAUACAACAAUUACUCGGAAUGCAAAUGAUUUCGGUUAAUAAAUGUCAAUGCGGGACGGAAACUGAACGCAAUAUCACUUCAUUUGUUAUUGAUUUAAAUUAUUCUUCAAAAAACUCAAAGGAUAAACACACUACAUCAAGAUCUUUUGUAGACAUUUUACGGUCAAGUAUUAGACGCGAAACCCAGCCGAAAGCAUGGUGUGAUAAUUGUCAACAAUAUACUCCUAUGAUUGCUAAAAAGAUACCAAAGAGUCUACCUCCUGUUUUGACUAUUAAUUGCGGUUUUGGAACAUCAGUUCCACUGGAUUAUUGGAGAUCCCUUGAUAGGAACAAACCUUGGGUGCAAAAAAGGAUUUAUAUGAGGCUAGAACAGGAUGAUUUAAUCGUAAAAGAACUAGCAUCAGAUGCUGUUGUUGAUACUAGUUAUACAGGCAAUUUUAAUAGUGCAAAUUAUGAAAUAAUGGCCAUUAUUGCUCAAAUUAGGAUUGAUAAAGAAACACCACAUUUGAUAGUUUUUAUAAAAGUUCCCGACAACCAACUAGAGCCAGGAAGUAAAGGCCCUUGGUAUUUGUUUAAUGACUUUUUAGUAAGAAAUGUGACAGAGCAAGAAGUAUUUAAUUUUCAAGGAUUAUGGAAAACACCAGUAGUUUUAUACUAUUCAAGAAUUGAUAUUAAUGAUUUGAUAGAUAUAAGUGUCUUACCUUCUGAAAUUGAUAAAUCUAUACUAUUUAAAGAUAUUUCUAUAUCAAAGCAUCGAUUAACAAAUAAAAAAACAGCACAUUUACUAACCCCGGAGGAAUUGCCACAGCCUGGAACAUUAGUCGCAAUUGACGCUGAAUUUGUUGUUUUAAACCAGGAGGAAACAGAAAUUAGAAGUGAUGGAACAAAAUCUGUUAUUAGACCAAGUCGUCUAAGUUUGGCUCGUGUUAGCGUUUUACGUGGUGAGGGACCAAAAGAAAGUAUACCAUUUAUUGACGAUUAUAUAGCAACAUCAGAACCCGUUGUUGAUUACUUAACUGAAUUUUCUGGGAUUGAAGCCGGUGAUCUGGAUAUUUCAAACUCUAAACAUACAUUAGUUCCUCUCAAGGUUGCUUAUAAAAAAUUACGAUUACUUCUUGAUCUUGGUUGUGUCUUUGUUGGUCACGGAUUAAAAAAAGAUUUUCGCAUAAUAAAGCAAGUAAUUGACACAGUUGAUUUAUUUCAUUCAAAGAAUCGAGCAAGAAAAAUAUCGCUUCGAUUUUUAGCUUGGUAUUUAUUACGACAAGAUAUACAAACAGAGACACAUGAUAGUAUUGAAGAUGCUCGAACAGCAUUAGCAAUCUAUAAAAAAUAUUUACAAUUUAAAUCUGAAGGUAUAUUUGAAGAAGUGUUAGAAGAUAUUUAUAACGAAG
Messenger RNA from Dentiscutata heterogama, 2603 nucleotides. The record is from the annotation of a GenBank genome assembly. NCBI's taxonomy places the organism in Eukaryota, Fungi, Glomeromycota, Glomeromycetes, Diversisporales, Gigasporaceae.